This is a messenger RNA of Bactrocera dorsalis (oriental fruit fly), 7174 nucleotides long. It is a transcript of the gene Psi, whose product is annotated as far upstream element-binding protein 3. Bases 260 to 2644 code for a protein of 794 amino acids. Gene Ontology annotation, cellular component: nucleus; cytoplasm. Gene Ontology annotation, biological process: regulation of DNA-templated transcription. Gene Ontology annotation, molecular function: mRNA binding. The transcript has 10 exons. Lineage: Eukaryota; Metazoa; Arthropoda; Insecta; Diptera; Tephritidae. The record is from RefSeq and is a predicted model, not a curated record.
UGAUGGCCCUCCGCCAUUUAUAAUUUUCAGUGGAAGACUUCAUGUGGUGUUAAGAAAAGUUUUGCUAAUUUAUCGAAAAGUAUCAAGAAAAAUCAAUAUAUAUUUAACAAUUUUAAUAGAAAAAGGUUUCAGAUAAUCCUUUAAGUGUGUAAAAGUGUUCUUUCACUUCUAUAAAUUCGUGCAUCGUAUAAAGCUACGUUUCAAUAGUCCGCAAAUUUGUUUUCCCAAAGCGGUGUGAAAAAAUUUUCCAAGAAGAAAAAUGAGUGAAUUUGCUGCAUCACAAUCUAAUCUAAAUCAGUCGCAAGCUUUUGCAGCAGCACUACAACGUGCUAAGCAGAUAGCCGCAAAGAUACAGCCAAAUGCCGCACAACCAAGUGGUGGAGGUUCUUCUAGCGCUGGUAUCUCACCUCCAUCCGGCGUUGGUUUUAAGCGUAACCACGAUGACAGUGAUUCUGGUCCGGAAGCCAAACGUUUCACUAGUCCUGGCAACGAUUACAAUAAUUCCAACGGUAGCAGCGUCGGAGGCGGUGGUAGUAAUGCUGGAUCGACGAACAUUUCUCAAGCACUCGCACAAGCCACUGCUGUUGCACAGCGUUUAGCGGCUACAGCUGGUACAACGGUGGAGGAGCAAAUACGCAUUCCAGAAUCGCUGGUAAAUUCAGUAUUGGGACGUGGCAGCACUGAGACAAUUACCCAAAUUCAGGGUGAAUCUGGUUGUAAAGUACAGCUAUCACAGGAUCAAGAUCGAGUCAUUACGUUACGUGGAUCCCGUGAGACUGUUACUAAAGGACGCGAAUUAUUCCAACAAUUGUCUAAUCGUAACGGCGGUGGAAAUAUCGAAGUUGUUUUGACCAUAAAUAUGCCCCCACCAGGGCCUACAGGAUUCCCACCGUACCAAGAAAUUAUGAUACCUGGCACAAAAGUGGGCUUGGUAAUUGGCAAAGGUGGUGAUACCAUAAAACAAUUGCAAGAGAAAACGGGCGCGAAAAUGGUUAUAAUACAAGAUGGACCAAAUCAAGAAAUAAUUAAACCACUUCGUAUCUCUGGAGAUCCCCAAAAAAUCGAACAUGCCAAGCAAGCUGUAUUAGACUUGAUAGCACAGAAAGAUUUACAGGCAGCUGCGCUUGCAGCUCGUAAUAAUGGCGGGAGUGUGCAAGGCGCUGGGGUAGGCGGAAGUGGUGGCUAUAAUUUUGGCAACACUGGCGAACAGUGCGAAGUAUUUGUGCCGAAAAUAGCUGUCGGUGUGGUUAUUGGCAAAGGUGGUGACAUGAUACGCAAAAUACAGACCGAAUGCGGUUGUAAGCUGCAAUUCAUUCAAGGCAAGAAUGAUGAACCCGGCGACAGACGAUGCCUUAUACAAGGCACACGACAACAAGUUGAUGACGCCAAACGUAUGAUUGACGGACUUAUUGAGAAUAUGAUGCAACGACAACAACGCAACGCUAAUAGCAGUAGCAAUGGCAGUAUGGAUGGAAACAAUUCCAAUUACGGUUACGGUUAUGGCGUAAAUCACGCACAACAGCCGCCACGUGAAGAGAUAACAUUUAUGGUACCUUCGUCAAAAUGUGGUAUUGUCAUUGGUCGCGGUGGUGAAACCAUCAAGCUUAUAAAUCAGCAAUCUGGGGCAUAUUGUGAAAUGGAUCGAAAUGCUGUCAAUCCACCGUCUGAGAAGCUCUUCAAAUGCAAAGGCACCUCGGAACAAGUCGAAGCUGCACGCCAAAUGAUUGCCGAAAAGAUUAAUAUGGAGUUGCCAAUUAUUUCGCGCAAACCCAUUAGUGGUAACAUUCCUGGACAACAUAACAACCAAGGUGGUUAUGGACAGAACCCCAUGCAAAAUGACCCCAAUGCCGCCGCUGCUGCUUAUCAACAGCAGUGGGGCGGUUAUGCACAAGGUUGGGGUGAUCAAAAUCAGCAACAACAAAUGAUGAUGGGCGGUGCCGCCAUGGGACAAAAUACGGGAGCAGCUGCUGGUGGCCAAGCUGAUUACUCCGCACAAUGGAUCGAAUAUUACAAAUCAAUGGGCUUAAUGCGCGAAGCUGAAAUGAUAGAACAACAGCUAAAAGCUAAACAAGCUGGUGCGAAUGCUGGUCAACCAAUGGGUGCGGUUGGUAUGCCACAACAACAGCAAGCACAACAGCAGCCCCAACAGCAGUCACAGCAACAACAAGCACAACAAAGCGGAGGUACAGCGGAUUAUAGCGCGCAAUGGGCGGAGUAUUAUCGCAGUAUAGGCAAGAUUGCUGAAGCUGAAGCCAUCGAAAAGCAAAUGAAGCAAGGACAAAAUGGGCAAGCAAAUGCAGCAGGCGGCGCCGUUAACACUAACAAUGCAGCAGGUGUCAAUAGCAAUGCAGGUGGUAGUAGCAACGCAGGCGCCAGCAAUAACCCCGCUGAUGGCAGCAACAAUGCAGCAAUGCAAGGUAUGACACCUAGUCAAUAUGCGCAAUAUUCGCAGUACUAUGCAGCGGCGCAGGCGAGUCAGGCGGCAGGCGGUGCUGCACCCGGCUAUCCACAAGCGGCUUAUGGGGGCUAUGGCGCACCAGGAGGUGGAUAUCCAGGCGCGCCACAACCCAACAUGCAGCCCGGUAAUAUGGGUGGCGGACCAAAUGCCGCCAAUCAGAAUAAACAAAAAGGCGACCAGAAGUAAAUAUUAUGAAUAAGAGUAACGGCGGCAGCAAUGUAGACGUAGCAGAAGUUUGUGUAACGCGUGAAAUGCAAAAUGAUUAAUGAUGUUAAAGCAGUUGAAUGGGAGGUCACAAAUGUCUCAAUUACUACUACUUCUACUACUACUACUACUCCUUACCACUCACAGCAAAAAUUAAAAUAAUAAAAAAAGAAAAUAAAAUGAGUCUGCGAAAAUGUGUUGGCGUGUGCGAGAUGGUUUAAAAAUAAUAUAAUAUAUUAAAUAUAUAUAUUUUUUUAGUUUGUAAGCAUAAUUUAUAGAAACAUCAACAGCAUUAAUACAAAUGAAAAAUUAGAUAAAAAUCAAAGGCGCGACUCUAGAUUAUGUUAAAUUCACAUCAAAUUUGAGUGCAUACAUAAUACACAUAAAAACAUCAUAAAUACCGCAAACUUUGACAUAAAAUAGUAUUGCAACGCUAACCGAAAGCAACCAUCGAGUGUUUUCUAAAAAAACAAAUAAACUAAAAAAUUUCGUGUCGAAGGAAAAAACUAGUAAAAGAAUGCAUUAGUAGUUUUGUUCCGUUAAAAUAAAAAGAAAAGAGUAAAAAAUGUGAACACUCUCUUAGCUAAUGAAAUAUUUGCAAUGUAAGGCUUUAGUGACAAUUAACGCUCGUAAAUUUUCCACAAAACUAAAAACGAACUUUUGAUCUAUAUGGUUAAUGCUUGACAUAACAGUAAAUAGUAGAUAUAAUUAUACUAAGACGUGCAUACAAAAACCAAAAUCCGUAUUAACGGUCUAAUCUUUUAUAAUAACAGCGAAAUCAAAUAAAAAUGUAAAGUUAUAUUCCAAUAUUCUUCCAAAUGCACCAUCAUAACAACAACAGCAACUACAACGAAAUGUGCGUACUCCAUACAUAAUGGAAUGAUUCAUCUGUUAGUAAACAAGAAGCUGGAAUAUGUCUAAAAUAUAGCAACACACACACACACACGUACAAGCAUGCAAAAUGUCAGCCAAACAUAGCAAAUGCAACGAGAACGCGUUUCUCGCCGCCAAUACCGCACUCGACCAUUUAAAAGUGGACGUCACUUUCCAGCGCGUUAAAUAAUUCAUUCCCGUUAAAUUUUAAAUGGAAUCCAAAACGAAACAAAAAAUGUUGUACGAAACAAAAAGUGAACUGUACGUGGUAAGCUUGGAAUUAUUUCAAAUAAGUGCUGAUAAAAACAAACAACAAUGCAUAUAAGAUAUAAACACAUAAAAUUUCUCAUAGUGAAUAUAUGCAUAUUUGCGUUUAUUAUACACAGAAUGAAAAAAAAGAAAACAAAAUAUGCAACGUUCAUACAUACAUAUAUAAAAUAGAAAAUAUUUGUUUUUAAAGAAUUCUUAUUAUUGAUUGCCUAAACAAAUACGUCAUUUACCAUUUUGCAAAUGAAAUAUAAUUAUAUGUCUAUGUAACUUUACUAUCUACAUGCCUAUAUGUAUAUUUAAAACAUGCAAAUUACCAUAUGUGUACAAUAUAUUAUAAGAAAUUCAAUUAUAAUGCCAAUAUAAUUAUUACAUAUACAUUCAUAUGCAUAAAUUGUGCAUAUAUACGUAUAUAUUAAACAAUCUCUUGAUAUACUUAUUUCAAUUAAUUAGCAUUGAAAAUCACAAUGUGGCGGGUUUAUUUACUUGUACAAGUAUGUAAGUGGCAGACGCGAAAUGAAGGAUAACCCAAAUGGCAGAAAAACAAAACGCAAAGAAAAUAAUAAUUGGAGCAGCAGCAACUUAUUCUUGACAAAUUGAUUUAACAAUUUUGGUCGAAUUGCAGACAGACUCUCAGCUUCACGAAGAAAUUUCUUAUUGAUUUUUUUUAAAUUCAUAUAACUUUUUGGUUAUUAUUUAAUUUUCUUUAUCUGAUAUCUACAUAUAUUAUGUACAUAUGUGUGUUUAGGGUAUUAAUCUUGAUUUUAUAUUUACAUAUUUUACCAAAAAUGCGUAUUUACCAAUGUUGAUUUCCUAAUAUUAUUAUUUUUUUCCAAUUUUAUUAUAUAAAUUUAUACUAUAUACAUGUAUGUAUUUUUUAAGCAAUACUGUGGGAACUCUUGCUGUUUUCAUACUCAUCAGAACCCUUUAGUGGCGGCAGUUGGUGCAUAUUUUUGGUUUUGUGUAUGUUCAACUUCAAAUGGCGAAAAAUUUAUUUGAUAAAUAUGAAACAAUGACACUAGUCCGAAUAAUAGGGUGAAUUAAACGGGGUUUUUUUCAAAUGCUAUGAGCAAAUUAAUUGCUUUUAGGGUUGCUGAAACAUAAAACACGUAUUUUGGUUUGCAAAUUGCCUAUUAGUUUCCUUCGCAUAUGACUUUCUGGUCAAAAAUUUUACAAGCUACCAUCAAUGAGACGGCGAUGAUGUUAUAUGUUGUUAUUUCUGGCUUAAAUGCUGCUUAUUAAUAAGUGCGGUCACUAAUGCAUGAGCUGAAUGUUACUACUCCAUUUAUGUCAAUGUAAAAGGACUUCUAUUUCAAGUUUUAUGUAAAACUACUAUAAUCAAAAUUUAAUGUUGCAGUGUAGGCUUUUUUCGACGAUUAAUUCGCAACUGGUGUUUUGAAAACAAGAAUUUAUUGAUAUAUGUACAUAAAUCGGUCAACAUAAAAAUUCCACUUUUAUAAAGAAAUCAUCUGUUGUCCCUCAGCAGUCCUCUGAGCGAAUUUCUAAUCUUAAAAGUUUCUCGUAACAUUCAACCAGACGCUUGAGCGCACAUAGCGUAUUUUCCUAUGUUAUAUAACUUUUGGAAGACAAAAUGGAAGAAGCAGCAGCCCGUUAAAAUUUAAAAAACUGAACAAAAUUUGGGUGGUUAUUUAAACCGCAACUGUACGUUAUUCAAAUUGGUUUUAAAAUUAAAUUUAUAUAAUUUAAAAAUUGCUUAUAUUUACAUAUGCAUAUAUACAUAUAAAACCACAUUUUAAAUAACCCUUCCAGCGACCAUUUAAUAAAAUAUGCCAUAUUUUUCGUGUAACCAAAAAUUUGUAUGCAAUAUUUUUUCUAUGAGAAAGUUAGCUAUAAUAUUUUCUUUAUAUCUUUUUUUAUAUGUACAUAAAUGACCAACCAACUAUGGUUCACUCCCAUGUCCUCCGGUACGUUGAUUGCACACACGCGUCUUCAGGUCGUUCGAUUGGUGAUCGAGCGGUCGCACAAACGUCGUUAAUGCGAAACUAUAUGAGCAAAAAGUAAAAAUAUAUACAUACAUAUAUGUGAGGCAAAGUACGCAAAGUUAAUUACUUGAAAACAGAAAGAAAGAAACACGGUUUAUGCAUACCUUUUCUUGGUAAGAUUCAUUACAUUGCUUAACUGUUUUGAUAAAAACAAAUAUAAUCUAUAUGAAUAUAUUAAAUUUAUUCAUUUUUCAUAUAUCAAGUAUAUGUAAAAUAUAUUUGAACAUAAAAAUUUUGAACACAAUCUAUUUACCUUUACAUACAUGCAUAUAAACAUUUAUAUGUGUAUGAAAAUAAUGUGUUUCGCUAUAUUAUAUUGAACUGAAUUGUUUAUAUAAAACUUUUGCACGCAUUAUAUAUAUGUGUGUGUUUGUGUGUGCGCCCAAGAACUAUUUACCUAACUAAAUACGUACAUAACAUAUUAUGUUUUAAUUACUCUCUACUAUAUUGGUUGAUGUUAUAUUGCAUAAACAUAAAUCUAUUUCCAGUUCUACAGUUUCUUAAAAGAGCUAAGAGUCUACAGCAAACAAUAACUUCUAGUAAACAAGUAGCACUUACCUUCACCCAACUGCCAAAUUACCAAAUUUCCUACCACUACUACUACUACUACCACAAACGUACGUACAAUACAAAAUAGCAGUAAAUAAUUUCCCAAACUAUGGUAAGCUGCUCUACAUGCAAUAUCUCUUUGAAAUUAUUAUCACGUAUGUAUGUACAUAUAUUGCAAUUUGAAGAAAAAAAUAUUUACCUAUUUAAAAUGCUGAUUUCACUAUAUUAUAAAAUAAUUGAUAUAACAUUUUUUAAACCAAAAAUCAUAUUUUAUAUGUUUUUAAAGUGUCCUUUAUUUUUUUUUUUGUGUGAACCUGCAUUUAGUUAUUGCUCAUUUUGUAUAUUAUUAUUGUUUAUAGACCUGGGUAAAAGUGUACAACAGAAUUUAGAUACAAAAACAAAUAUAUUGAUUAGUAAAAAACAUGCGUGAGAGUCCAUUUAAAGUGUUGCAACAUUUUAAAACGACCGUUAAAUAAAAAAAAAAAAAUGUUUAUAAACUUUUUAAAUAAUGGCAAAAAAUACGUAUAUUUAAACAUUUUACUGUUUUUAGAACACAAGCACGAAACAAAUAUUUGUUUCGCUUAAUUAAUUAGAAAACAACAACAACAAUAUAUAUAACUAUCUAACUUUAAGCAUUGUAUGAAAUGGCAAAAACAAUAUCGCACACAUUUAGUGCGGUGUUAUAGCUAAAACAAUAACCACAACAAUUGUUUUUGUCAGCGAAAAAAGUAUAAUAAUAAAAAUAUAUAUAAACACAGUUUAUUGGACACGCAAGCGUGUUCGACAUAGUUUGAAAAAAUAAAAUAAAAUUAAUAAAUAA